Molecule: messenger RNA, 752 nt
Organism: Truncatella angustata
Lineage: Eukaryota; Fungi; Ascomycota; Sordariomycetes; Amphisphaeriales; Sporocadaceae
Exons: 1
Coding region: 120-752 (210 amino acids)
Source: RefSeq, a predicted model, not a curated record
GGUCAAUAUUGCUCCCUUGAUAACCUGUCUCUUAUUACAUCAAGUUUGAUCAUUACAACCACCCUGCCCAUGUACAUUUCGUUGCAUCAUUGACGAAUCUGCGACAACUUUAGUACACCAUGGUGAGCCGCCCAGGUCGUCCGGCCCCACCGCCGCCGCCGGACCAUACGUCCCAACAGGCACCACGUAUCGAAGUGACAGCAACGAAUAUCAGUGUGUUUGGCUACCCGUCUAGCGGAGAGCCUGUAAUAGCUCUUGAGGAUGUUUCAGUCGCAGACAUUGAUUAUCUCCAACUGGACCGCUUGAAGAUUCCCAAGUAUCGUCUGCAGGACCAGGGCGCCGAGGACAACUUCUGCCGCCGCCUUUUACAUCUUGGUGGACGGCGAUGGCCCACGCUCGACCGUUUCCGCCUUCUCCUGGAUGCUAUCGCGGGCAACGACGUUGUAAUCGAGUGGAUUCUAGAUGGUACAGAGCCUUGUCCUUCUUCCGCUGAACGUCGUUGGAUCUCGGUAGCGCGGCCCUCAGGAGGAGGUGUAUGUGUGGCAGAUGUACCGAGAUGGAUUCCCGAAGUGGUGGAUGGAGGCGAAGUUUCCGUUGAAGAAAAUGCAAUGCUUGAACGCAGGGCGUUAUUGAAGCUCGCAGUUGACAUGGACGAGAAGGCCAGGUUGUUGGUAGACGAGUUCAAGGGUAAACACUAUGAAAAGGCGAAUGCAUAUGAUGGAGGAACAUUGACAAAAGAUGACUUAUGUUGA